This is a messenger RNA of Sander lucioperca (pikeperch), 1776 nucleotides long. RefSeq lists its product as uncharacterized. Bases 400 to 1776 code for a protein of 458 amino acids. The transcript is spliced from 2 exons. The record is from RefSeq and is a predicted model, not a curated record. Lineage: Eukaryota; Metazoa; Chordata; Actinopteri; Perciformes; Percidae. Gene Ontology annotation, molecular function: nucleic acid binding.
GAUUGCUUAAGCGCUAAUCGUGAAUCUUGUAGCACAAUUUCUAAAACUAUUAAUACGUAUAGCAAAACCACUCACUGAGUUUGCAAAACUAAAAGCACAAACACUGCUUUGCACUCAUUUUGCAAUUUUGUAACACACACUUUGCAAAACUGUAGGCACAAUUCACAGCACAACACUCUUUUUGCAGAACUUUAAACACAACUCUGUGCUUACACUCAAUUACCACAUUUCCAACACACUACUAGCAAAAUUAUACACAUGUAUGGCUAUCAUUAACACUAUUUUGCCAACUGUCUGGCACACAUUCACAUGUGAAAACUGUUUUAGAUAAUUAGUUCACUUUGCAAUCAGCCUAAGCACUAUAAAUAAGCCACAGGUAAGCUGUCUGUGUGGAGUACAAUGGAAGGAGCAGUAAGAGUGAGAAGAGUGAGAAUCAGAGGAGGCCGAGGAAGAGGACGAGGACGUGGACGUGGAGUUGAAGAAGUUGGAGGGAGAGGACAUGGACUUGAAGAAGCGAGAGGGUUAGAGGAAGUUAGAGGAAGAGGACAAGGAGGAGCAAGAAGAGGACGAGGAGGGGAAAGAGGAAGGGUAAGAAGAGUAAGAAAUAGAAUAACUGAUGACAUCAGAGCUACAGUAGUGGACCAUGUCAUCAACCAUGGGAUGACCCUGAGGGAAGCUGGCCAACGCGUUCAGCCUAAUUUGAGCCGCUACACUGUGGCAAGCAUCAUUAGGACAUUUCGAAAUGAGAAUCGAAUUGCUAGACGUCCAGAUGUUGGGGGCAGAGGAAGAAUGUUCACUCCAGAGCAAGAGACCCAUAUAGUGAACAUGGUGAUUGCCAAUAAUGCAAUAAGACUGCGCGAAAUACAGCAGCGCAUAAUUGAUAAUGACACCAUCUUUCAAAAUAUACACAGUGUAAGCAUUUCUGCACUAAGUCGUGUACUUGCGCGCCACAGAAUAAGAAUGAAGCAAAUUUACAGAGUUCCUUUCGAGAGAAACACAGAACGUAUAAAGCAACUGCGAUAUGACUAUGUGCAGGUAAGCUAUAGUGUCAUUGGUUCUGAAUUUGGAAGUGCAUACUGUAGUGCUGUGCAUGGGCCUGAUGUGUUGCAUUUGUUUUGUCUUGUCCAGAGAGUGAUGGAACUAGAAGCAGAUGCCAUGGGACAUGAGCUACUUUUUGUAGAUGAGGCCGGUUUUAACCUCAGUAAAACCAGGAGACGUGGCAGGAACAUUAUUGGACACCGUGCCAUCAUCAAUAUCCCAGGACAACGUGGUGGUAACAUAACCAUGUGUGCAGCUAUAAGCCUAAAUGGUGUUGUUCACCAUCAUGCAACCAUAGGCCCAUACAACACUGCACAUAUUAUUGCAUUCCUGGACACCUUACAUGACAUGCUCACUGUUCAGAGACCAGAGCAUACCCGAUAUGUCAUCAUAUGGGACAAUGUAAGUUUCCAUAGGGCUGCUUUGGUCCGCAACUGGUUUACGGACCACCCAUUCUUCAUGGCACUCAACCUCCCUCCAUACUCUCCAUUCUUAAAUCCCAUCGAGGAGUUCUUCUCUGCCUGGCGUUGGAAAGUGUACGACCAUCAUCCUCAUCAACAGGUAGCCCUUUUACAGGCAAUGGAGGAGGCAUGUGGAGAUAUUGAUCAGGCAUCAUGUCAAGCCUGGAUAUGGCAUUCAAGGAGAUAUUUUCCCCGGUGCCUUGGACUGGAGGAUAUCGCAUGCGAUGUGGAUGAAAUUUUGUGGCCGGACCCAGAAAGACGACAUGAUGUAGACUGA